UCUUCUUACUAUCCAACGGUUCAGUUCAACUUUAACAGACAGAGACGGUGACAUCAUCAUGCUGGUUUUUCUCUUCCUGUUGGGCCUGGCUCUCUGUGCGGUGUCUCCUUCAGAAGAACAAGAAGUGGAGCCACAGCAAAACAGCUGUCCCACGUCCUGGUCCUUUUUCAACGGCCGCAGCUACAAGUACAUCUCCACACAUUUGGCCUGGGCUGAUGCAGAGCUCCACUGCGUUUCACUGGGAGCCAACCUGGUGUCUAUCCACAGUCAGGCCGAACAUGAGUUUGUCAAAUCUCUGAUCAAGAACUUUGACCCUGCUGAGCGAUGGACCUGGAUCGGACUCAAUGACUUCCACAAAGAAGGAAGAUUCAUGUGGUCUGAUGGGUGUGCAGCCAAGUUUUUCUAUUGGAAUUCAGGAGAGCCAAACAAUGGUGGAGGAAAUGAAGACUGUGUCAACACCAACUUAAGUCCUGCUAAGAAAUGGAACGAUGGACCAUGUUCUAAUACUUAUCCCUCAGUUUGUGCAUCUCGCAUAACUUGUGUUUAACAACUGAGAUGUUACAUAUGUCUGAUUGAACCAGGUCACUGUAAAACUGUUGCUCUGUUAACAUGCUUUGGACCACAAUAAAGACAUGAAUCUACACUAA
Messenger RNA from Trematomus bernacchii (emerald rockcod), 647 nucleotides. RefSeq names its product lactose-binding lectin l-2-like. Gene Ontology annotation, molecular function: signaling receptor activity. Lineage: Eukaryota; Metazoa; Chordata; Actinopteri; Perciformes; Nototheniidae. Bases 59 to 547 code for a protein of 162 amino acids. The transcript has a single exon. The record is from RefSeq and is a predicted model, not a curated record.